ACAGAGAGGCAGACGACCCAGGAGGCAGCAAUGCAACCACAAAAAAGAAGGGAGAGACACAAGGACAAACAAAGGCAGAUACGUGUGGGGAGACUGCUGAAGCAAGGACAAAUAAGGAGGAAGAGAGACCAAGAAUAAAGAAGAGGUGGUUGCACCAUCUGCUGCCUGUGAAACAUGUUAGCCAUUCAGACGAGAGCAGGGAGACAGCCAGCAAUCUGCAGUGAGAUACACCAACAACCUCUGCUGAAUGACAGUCACAAUGAAGAGGCAGCAGCCAAAAGAGGGGAGAGUUUUGACGAAGAGAUUUGCACUUCUCUAAGGAGUCCGACGACACAUGCACAAGCAGAAUCCACUCUCCUCUUUCUUUGGAACAUACUGUAGACUGAGAACUGUUACAGUGGGAAUAUUUAAUCUUGAAUAAUUAGUUAUAUGACGUAAGAGCUUUGCUAAAGAAUCAGGGUUGCUCCACUUGCGAUGCACACUCCAGCCUCCAUGGUGAUGGGUAUUGUCUUUGCCCCUUUGGGAUUGGUCCUGGUCUUCACUGCCGCCAUCACCCCUCAGUGGAGAGAGGGACAGGCUCGUCUGGGCAUGACAGGGCCGGGGUCGAUUCUUCGCUCAGGAGUGAAAGGUCAAGGGGUGGGGAUCAGGUCUGGGGCAGUGGAAGCUCUGCUACUACUGCGCUCUGAUGGACUUUGGGAGAGCUGCCUGCAGGUGGAGCACUCAGAGCUGAAGCAGUGCUGGCCUGUGGCGGGUCCGUAUCAGAGGGACCCAAGGGUUCGCCUGGCACAAGGUUUGAUCCUGACCUCAUUGUUCCUCUGCGGCACUGGCAUCGUUCUGGCGUGUAUCGGGGUCCGGUGCUGGACAGAUAUACCUCUGAGAGGUGUAGCAGCUACAGGUGGACUCCUGGUGGUGACAGCCGGGCUGCUGAGUCUGACUGCACUCGGGGUGUACACCCACAAUCUUGCAAGACUGGGGAUGGCGUUUCCAAAUCAAGGGAUCAAUAACCCCAGGUUCCCCCACCUCAUCCUGCGUCCAGCGUGCUCGCUCUACUUUGGGUGGUUGGGUUCUUGUUUACAGGUGGUCGGAGGCAUUGCUCUGAUGUUCAGCUUCAAACGACCAAGAUAUCCCACCUGCCCAUCCUGCCCAGAGCUAACCGUCUGCCCUGCAUGCCGUUCAUGUCCGGAGAUCACCAACAAGCAUGACACAGAGGUAUAUGAAGUCAGCUGUUAGAAUAUAAACCUCACACAUACAUGACCUAAAAAUCACAUCGAAAUGACCAAAUCUGGACAGGUGGGAACUUAUUAAAGUCAAUUCAAACUUAUCAGCUGAUAUAUCUGCCAACCAUGGAAAUUACCACUCCAUGAUGAAUGGACUUGAAUGUCAGGUAUGAGCAUGAUGGAUGUAAUUGCCUGUUGAUGUAGACAGAAACACAAUCACACAAAUAUAACAAAAAACAUAAAAGCUCAAGUAUUCUGCUGCCUUUCACUGUAGUGAAACAUGACUGGGGUAUCUUUGUGCCGUCUUUUACAUUGUAGCCAUGCUUUUGUACUGUUUUUACAUGUAAAGGUGUAAUUUGUGAUAAAUGAAAUGCUGCUUAGAUGAUGUUAAGGCUUUGAAAAAAGACAAUUGAUUAAACGUGUUUUAGAUAGAGUGUAAACUUUGAAAGCUGGAUUUCUAUCUGUAGUUUGUAGUUAGUCACAUUUAGGAAAAUCUUCUGUUUUAGUAGCAAAUAUGGUUAAUUGGACUGUAGAGAAAAAUCUAUAAAUAUCUAAUUUAGAAGUCAGGUAGACUGUAAGAACAUCACAAAUAAUCUGUAGGCGUCUCAGCCUUCCAGAGUAAAUCUCUGUAAGAUACAUUCACAAAGGACCCUUCAUCUAGGGAAUGUGAUAUUACCGACUCAAUAACACAACAUUGAGUCAACCAAACAGUGUCUGCGGAG
This is a messenger RNA of Eleginops maclovinus (Patagonian blennie), 1939 nucleotides long. It is a transcript of the gene cldn23l, whose product is annotated as claudin 23-like. The transcript is spliced from 3 exons. Gene Ontology annotation, biological process: bicellular tight junction assembly; cell adhesion. Gene Ontology annotation, molecular function: structural molecule activity. Bases 475 to 1230 code for a protein of 251 amino acids. The record is from RefSeq and is a predicted model, not a curated record. Lineage: Eukaryota; Metazoa; Chordata; Actinopteri; Perciformes; Eleginopidae. Gene Ontology annotation, cellular component: plasma membrane; bicellular tight junction.